Molecule: messenger RNA, 2304 nt
Organism: Cryptomeria japonica (Japanese cedar)
Lineage: Eukaryota; Viridiplantae; Streptophyta; Pinopsida; Cupressales; Cupressaceae
Product: calcium uptake protein, mitochondrial
Exons: 10
Coding region: 234-1649 (471 amino acids)
Biological process (GO): calcium import into the mitochondrion; mitochondrial calcium ion homeostasis
Cellular component (GO): uniplex complex
Molecular function (GO): calcium ion binding
Source: RefSeq, a predicted model, not a curated record
CAAAAUUAUAACAGUAAAUAUUAGAAGACAAAUUCGAGCAUGAGCUGUCGUCAAUCCGCCUCGAUCGCCUAUAAGUAGCCUGCCUGUUUUUCUGGAUCAGUUGGCUGCCAUCAAAGUGGUUUCAGCACACCGCGUUGGCCUCAGGUUUAUUCCAAACUGCCUUCAAAUCUGAGCAAGACGCAAGGCGCUUGUUGCGGAACAAUAGCUGCAAUUGCUUGAAAGGCUUUUGAAUUAUGGCUCUGAGGAAAGCUGUGAAUUCUUCUCUUCUUCGACAGUCUGUUUCUUCGCCUACAUUUUGCCGUACACUGACUAGCGCAGCGGACCAGGGUUUGGAGAAAGAUUGCCGUCGAGAGGCAGCAUCCGGAUUUAAGUAUGAGUCGUGGGCAUUCGUGAAGUGGGCUUCGGGACUUGCCUUGGUCGGUAGUUUGGGUUUGUUACACUUCAGCGGUUGGAAAGGCGAUGCUUUUGUCGCGGAUUGUGCUUCAAAUGAGUUUGCUGACAAACCAUCGGCAUCUAAAAAACGGGCAACUGGAUAUGUUCUUCGAGAUUCAUACAGGCAAAGGGUUUUUUUCAAAUAUGAGAAGAGAAUCAGAAUGCGAAGUUCUCCAGAAAAGGUAUUUGAGUACUUUGCUUCAAUCCAAGGUCCCGAUGGAGAAUUUCUGAUGACUCCCGCUGAUCUAAUGAGAGCUGUUGUUCCUGUAUUUCCACCAUCAGGCUCUGAUAUAAUUAGAGAUGGAUCUUUAAGAGGGGAACAGCCACCUGGAGAACUUAUCUGCUCUCCAUCAAAAUUCUUUAUGCUUUUUGAUAUUGAUGAAGAUGGUCUUAUCUCCUUUCCAGAGUAUAUCUUUUUUGUAACUCUCCUGAGCGUUCCUGGCUCGGAUAUUUCAGCUGCUUUCAAAAUGCUUGAUCUGGAUCAUGAUGGGAAGAUUGAUAGAGAGGAAUUCAGGAAGGUGAUGAACUUGAUGCGAACUAAACACAGGCAAGGAGCUGCUCAUCGUGAUGGUUGUCGCACAGGGUUUAAAGUUGUGGAAUCUGUAGAGAAUGGAGGACUUCUGAAAUUUUUCUUUGGAAAGGAUGGGAGUAGUCGGCUCCAGCUUGAGGAGUUCAAGAAGUUUAUUAGAGAUUUGCAUGACGAAAUAAUACGCUUAGAGUUUGAGCAUUAUGACUAUCAAUCAAUUGGUACCAUAUCAGCUAAAGAUUUUGCACUGUCCAUGGUUGCUGCUGCUGAUAUGAAACGUAUAAAUCAGUAUUUGGAUCGUGUUGAUGAUAUGAGCAAUGACCCUGCUCUGAAUAACAUACGUAUUACACGUGAUGAAUACUGGAGCUUUGUUAAGUUACGCAGGAAACUACGUCCUUUAGCAUUGGCCAUGUAUACCUAUGGAAAAGUCUAUGGCUCAUUGACAAAGGCAGAUUUUCAACGAGCAGCAGAACAUGUGUGUAAGGUUGAGAUUACGAACAAUUUAGUGGAUAUCAUAUUUCAUAUUUUUGACUCAAGCAAAGAUGGGAACCUUUCUAUAGAUGAAUUUUUGGGGGUACUAGACCGUCGGGAAUGGGAUAUCGCAUAUCCUAGAGAAUCUGGCAUUAUUCACUUGCUGACUUGUUGGUGGGACUGUACAAAAGAUUGUCAUUCGAAAUGGUCGUGUUCAUGAUUCAAAGAAAUGUGGUUGGUUUGGAUUGAGGAUUUCUGCAAUUAAGUUUGAUUACAGUCAACAGGUGGUGGAAUUUGCCACAAUAAGCAUCACAAUGAAAUUCGACAAUCCGACAAUCAAAUGCUUGAGGCUUUUGCGGUGUACAUAGUGGGCUUGACUGGACUUAGAUUCGAGAGACCUAUUCAUGGUGUCUAGGAGGAAAGAUACUGCUUGACACAUGAGGUGGAAGCAAGGUAGUAGCCUCGCAAAAAAUGAGAGGUGCUAAUGUAACAAGAUGAAUCUUUGCAGCAUCAAUUCUAUAAAAUUUGGGGAGACGCGACUUUUUGUUUGCGUACUUAAUUAGCCUAGCUGAAGGUGACAUCAACCUAGGAAGGAUUUGAUGCCUGCCUUAUUCAAUAGGGAAACUUUUCUGUAUAAUAAUUUUUAUUUAACUUUAUAUUCAUAGGAUUUUUAUUUAACUUUAUAUACAUAGGAAAAGAUAAGUAAUUGUGAUGUCUUACUUUAACUUUAUGUACAAAGGAAAAGAUUAAGGAAUUGUGACAUCCUUUGGGUUUCAACUUCGUACAGGAAACACUCGACACGGGAAACCUCCAUUUGUUGAUUCUCAAGUGUUUAGCAUUUAAAAGGAAAUGAAUAAUCGCAUUACAGUUUAUUA